Molecule: messenger RNA, 2505 nt
Organism: Aspergillus tanneri
Lineage: Eukaryota; Fungi; Ascomycota; Eurotiomycetes; Eurotiales; Aspergillaceae
Product: UNC45-central domain-containing protein
Exons: 2
Coding region: 1-2505 (834 amino acids)
Source: RefSeq, a predicted model, not a curated record
AUGGUCCACUCAACAAGUGACGAACGUGCUGUACACUUAUCAAGAGAGGCUAUUGAGUUGGUAGAUGCUGGUCAUCGCGAGGCCGCCUCACGAAAUCUCCGAGAAGCCCUCUCUUUAGCUCCAGAGAACCCGACCGUCAGAGAUGCGUUUUUGAAGAUUCAGGAAGAGGAGGAAAAUAGUCACCAUUUGCUAGAUCUUUGCCGACGAUAUGCCUCUCGUAAGGAUGAGGAAGCCGGGAAAGACGCUGCCCUGUAUCUUCGCACCGAUGGUCUGAAGCCUCCCGAGGGCGUCGCACUGGAAUGUGCUAAGCUUCUGUUGAUGCAAAGAGCGCAUGUGCUCUCCUCGCUGCAGGAUGAGAUUCUCUCGGGUUUAGUUCGGCAGAAUGUCAGCGUCCGACAAUAUUUCUCUGACCAGUUGCAAGUUUCGGUGACCACGUUCUUUGAUGAAAUCUAUGAUAGAGGCGAUAACGCCGCAGUGUGUCUGGACACAGUUGUUUUGGAUCAUGCUGUAUGGCCGUCAGAGGACACUCGCUUACAUUGUGAACGCGAGCUGUUUCAACUGUUCGUCGCCAAACUUAUGGAGUCAGGUCAUGACCAAGACGGUCGCUCCCUCAAGGGCAUUGCGCGACUACUUGCUGUCGAUGUGAUUAAAUUAGAGGAUCUGGUAGAUGAUGAAGGGCUAGAUGUGAUUCUAUCAUCCCUGGAUAAUCGGCUACCGUUUGAGCUGAGGAGCCAAGCAACCCUGGCUACCGUCAAGUAUCUCGAAGCUUCGGGAGAGACUGGGGAAAAGCGAUUCUCCAAGCUCAUCUCUGCCAAGACUACCAAAGGUCGGUUUGAUGAUCUGAUCGUGGCCUUUUCUGCCACGGCGGCGGUUUUCCCUGUGGUCCCCGAGGUGGCAGCUUCUCUCUUCUUAUCCGAAGGCUUCAUACCCUCGUUGGCGCCUGUGACUACCAGGGAUGCCAAACGCCGAAAAAUCGAGAUCGCCGUGUUGGAGCUGUUAAAUGCAGCGUGCAUCAACAAGGCGUGUCGAGAAACCAUCUCCAAGGAUCUCUCAGACUGGCUCUCCCACACGUUGACCAACGGCAAUGACCAGAGCUCCGAAUUAGCUGCGGUAAUAUUGGCGAAGAUCCAGACAUCUGCAAAGAAUGGGGUGGAGGCAAACGGUAAGACUCAGGGGGAAGAAAGUAAGGUUGCGGAAUUGGUUGAUCGAUUCAAGGGACUGAUGUCGAAACAUAAGGGUGAAACUAUACCAAAUGUGAUUGAAGGUUUGGCAUACUCGUCGGUCAAACCAAGUGUGAAAGAACAACUUGCCAAAGACUCGAGCUUCCUGCACGAUUUGAUCAGCACCAUGCAGCAGAAUUCAACGGACUCGUCGGUUCUCUAUGGCGGUCUAAUGGUUAUCGUGAACCUUACGCAGUUCCUUCCGAACCUGUCCGAAGAACAAAAGAAGGUGUCUCAGCUGAAAUUGUAUGCGGAGGCUUCUCCCAAUGCCAGAACGGGGCCGAAUCCGCUCGAAAGUGAUCAACAUGUCAUGGCUCGUUGCAACGCCGUCGUCGCAGCUGGCAUUAUGCCUCUUUUGGUAGACUGUGGCAAGACCGCCUUGCCAUCGGUUCAGGGCCUGAUAAGCAAAAUCUUGCUUUCUCUCUCCCGGGACCAGAAAUUGAGAGGAAUACUAGCCCAGAAGGGGGCCGUCAAACUGUUGCUUCACAUAGCGACCCCUAGACAGGGAAGCUCUGGCUCAAUCUCGAACGAAUCGAUGCAGAAUGGGUCGCACGCCUUAGCACGCAUCUUAAUCUCUGUAAACCCUUCUCAUGUUUUCCCGUCAUCUGGAUUUUCUCAGAUUACUUCUGCUGUUCGACCUUUGACAUCUCUUUUGAAGUCACCUGAAACGUCCACCUUGUCGGCUGAACAACCACGGGAUCUCUUGCCCGUGUUCGAGAGCCUUCUUGCUCUCACCAAUCUUGCCUCGUAUCCCGAUGAAACUGUGGCGGAUGCUAUUGUCCGCCAGUCUUGGCCUGUCGUGGAAGAUCUCCUCCUUUCGAACACCACCGCUAUCCAGAGAGCUGCGUGCGAACUGGUCUGCAAUCUGAUGACCUGUGAAUCGGGGAUUGUGAAAUUCGCCGACGGCUCCAAGCGAGCUGCGCAACGAUUGCACAUUCUCCUGGCCCUCACCGAUGCUGAUGAUGUCGCGACUCGACGUGCCGCCGGUGGUGGCCUGGCUAUGUUGACCGAAUUCGAUGCGGUCAUUGCUGGUGUCCUCGACCGACCCCGUGGAGUCCAACUAUUGUUGGGACUUUGCCAAGAAGAUGACGAAGGGCUAGUGCAUCGCGGAGUCGCCUGUGUGCGCAACAUGACCUCCGUAGCCUCGGGGGAUAUUGGCCGGCGUGCUAGAGAAGCCGUGAAAAAUAGUGGAGGCGUAGACAAGCUUACUAGUGUGCUUAAGAAGUCCUCGAAUCCUGCUAUCUUGCAGACAGGGGUGGAAGCUCUGAAACCCUUGGUCGAAUAG